This is a messenger RNA of Chaetomium globosum CBS 148.51, 1242 nucleotides long. RefSeq lists its product as uncharacterized. Gene Ontology annotation, cellular component: mitochondrion. The transcript is spliced from 5 exons. NCBI's taxonomy places the organism in Eukaryota, Fungi, Ascomycota, Sordariomycetes, Sordariales, Chaetomiaceae. The record is from RefSeq and is a predicted model, not a curated record. Gene Ontology annotation, biological process: protein phosphorylation; regulation of glucose metabolic process. Gene Ontology annotation, molecular function: pyruvate dehydrogenase (acetyl-transferring) kinase activity. The coding region runs from base 1 to 1242 and encodes 413 amino acids.
AUGGCCUGGAAGGCAAGCGAGCGGUUGAUGGACACCAUCCGGCACUAUGCCAGCUUCCCCGCUACUGGCGUGAGCCUGCGUCAGAUGGUGCAGUUUGGCGAGAAGCCGUCAACUGGGACACUAUUCCGUGCCUCGCAGUUCCUCGCCGAGGAGCUGCCCAUCCGACUCGCCCACCGUGUCCAGGAGCUCGAAACCCUACCUGAUGGCCUCAACGAGAUGCCCUCGGUGAAGAAGGUGGCUGAAUGGUAUGCACAGUCGUUCGAGGCCCGAUCUCGCCAAGGAGCGACACCAAACCCGAGCAUUGAAGAGGGGCAGUACAACUCGUGGAACGGUACCGCCAACGGCAACGGCAAUGGCUGGUCCAAGGGCAGGUUCCCCGCAACAAGGAGAUACUUUGCUAUGGUGGACGACACAGGCGACUGGCCACCUGAGCUGCAAUUGUAUAACAUGAAAUUUGCCCAGGCAUUACAUCGCAUCAAGAGGCGGCACGACAGCGUGGUCACCACCAUGGCGCAGGGCAUCCUCGAGUACAAACGCAAACGGCAACGGAUGCAGAUCGACAGCAACAUACAAUCCUUCCUGGACCGCUUCUACAUGUCGCGCAUCGGGAUACGCAUGCUCAUCGGACAGCACAUUGCUCUGACCGACCAGAGCCACUACCGAGACCCUUCUUACGUUGGUAUCAUCUGCACCAAGACGUACGUUAAGGACCUGGCGCAGGAAGCCAUUGAGAACGCACGAUUUGUUUGCGAGGACCAUUACGGUCUGUUCGAGGCGCCCAAGAUCCAGCUCGUAUGCGAUCCAAACCUCAACUUCAUGUAUGUGCCGGGCCACUUGUCGCACAUGCUCUUCGAGACGCUCAAGAACUCGCUGCGCGCCGUGGUUGAGACACACGGCCAAGACAAGCAGGAGUUCCCCGUCACCAAGGUGAUCGUGGCCGAGGGCAAGGAGGACAUCACGAUAAAGGUCUCAGACGAGGGCGGCGGUAUCCCACGCAGCGCCAUCCCGCUGGUCUGGACGUACAUGUACACCACUGUCGACAGGACACCCAACCUCGACCCGGACUUUGACAAGAGCGACUUCAAGGCACCUAUGGCCGGGUUCGGCUACGGCUUACCAAUAUCACGACUGUAUGCGAGGUACUUUGGCGGUGACCUCAAGCUAAUAAGCAUGGAAGGUUACGGCACAGACGUGUACCUCCACCUGAACCGCCUAUCAAGCUCGUCGGAGCCGCUGGCAUAG